This is a messenger RNA of Diplodia corticola, 1023 nucleotides long. Its product is annotated as mitochondrial 54s ribosomal protein 17 30. Gene Ontology annotation, cellular component: mitochondrial large ribosomal subunit. NCBI's taxonomy places the organism in Eukaryota, Fungi, Ascomycota, Dothideomycetes, Botryosphaeriales, Botryosphaeriaceae. Gene Ontology annotation, molecular function: structural constituent of ribosome. The record is from RefSeq and is a predicted model, not a curated record. The transcript is spliced from 3 exons. Bases 1 to 1023 code for a protein of 340 amino acids.
AUGAACGCCGGUCAGAGGAGUGCGAGGCAAUUGGCCUCCAAGUCCGCCGCGGACUCCAUCUGCAUCUCGUGCCGCGAGACUAUCUCCCGGAGACACUUCGCCAGCGCCGCCGCCGCCGUGCAGCAAUCCCCCACCAACCAGGAUCCAGUCCCGCCCGUUUCCCCGGCCUUGGCUCCUCAGCGAGCAUACCAAGUCCGCGCCGGAGUCCUCCUCUCAAGACCGCCGGUCAUCACCCGCGACCUUCAUCCGUUCGAGAAGGCUUUCUUCCUUUAUCAACGUCGUCUUAACGAGCGCCUGGCCCUCUCGUUCACGAGAUACUUUUACUACAAGAAGGGUCUUGUUGCGGACAUUGAAUGGAAGCGCAAGCAGAAGCAGCGUCUUACGCCUGCGCGCGACAUUGGCGUUUACCGCGGACACGGCUCGGAUGCUUGGAACGAUGAGCUGCUCUUGGGCGCUCAGGAGAGCGAGCCCGACCACCAGCGGGAGGCUCUGCUGAAGGAUACGGAGCGCACUGGCGAGGAGGGCGAGCCGGCGGGGGGCGGCAAGAAGGUGGACGUUGUCGAGCGGCCACAGUCAAGAGUAACCGAGGCGGACAAGAACGGCGACCAACAGAGUUUGAACAGAAUGUUGCAGAGGACGCUCUACCUGCUGGUCAAGGAUGGCAGCGGAAGAUGGCAGUUCCCACAGGGCCGUCUGAUCGGUCGCGAGAACCUCCACAACGCGGCGGAACGCGUGUUGGUCCAGAGUGGCGGCAUCAACAUGAACACCUGGGUCAUUGGUAACCACCCGGUGGGGCACUACCAGUUUGACUUUCCGAAGACUAUCAAGGACACGGACAAGGGCGUGGAGGAGCUGGGUGAGAAGGUGUUCUUCAUGAAGGCUCGUAUCAUGGCGGGUCAGGCGAGCCUGGCGGACAACCAAUACGGGCUGGCCGAUUUCAGGUGGCUGGCAAAGGAGGAGAUUCAGCCGGUGGUGACGCCCCGCUACUGGAGCGCGGUGCAGGACAUGCUGGCGGCGCGGUGA